This is a messenger RNA of Phyllostomus hastatus (greater spear-nosed bat), 4734 nucleotides long. RefSeq names its product poly(A) binding protein cytoplasmic 4 like (gene PABPC4L). The record is from RefSeq and is a predicted model, not a curated record. Gene Ontology annotation, cellular component: cytoplasmic stress granule; ribonucleoprotein complex; nucleus. Gene Ontology annotation, molecular function: poly(A) binding; poly(U) RNA binding; mRNA 3'-UTR binding. Bases 18 to 1130 code for a protein of 370 amino acids. NCBI's taxonomy places the organism in Eukaryota, Metazoa, Chordata, Mammalia, Chiroptera, Phyllostomidae. The transcript has a single exon.
GGGGGGGCACCAGCAACAUGAGCAUCGAUGCCAAGUACCGCCAGGCCUCCCUGUAUGUGGGUGACCUCCCUGCAGACGUCACCGAGGACAUGCUCUUCCGGAAGUUCAACCCCGUCGGGCCUGUGCUGUCCAUCCGCAUCUGCAGGGACCUGGUCACCCGCAGGUCUCUGGGUUAUGCGUACGUGAACUUCCUGAACCUGGCCGAUGCCCAGAAGGUCCUGGACACCAUGAACUUUGACGUGAUACAAGGCAAAUCCAUCCGGCUCAUGUGGUCUCAGCGUGACGCCUACUUAAGGAAAUCUGGAAUUGGGAAUGUGUUCAUCAAGAAUCUGGACAGAUCCAUUGAUAACAAAAUGCUGUAUGAACGUUUUUCAGCUUUUGGGAAGAUCCUCUCCUCCAAGGUGAUGAGCGAUGAGCAGGGAUCCAGGGGCUACGCCUUCGUGCACUUUCAGAGCCAGACGGCCGCGGACAGGGCCAUCGCCGAGAUGAAUGGGGCGCUGCUGAAGAACUGUAGGCUGUUCGUUGGCCCGUUCAAAAACCGCAAAGAACGGGAAGCUGAGCUCCAAAAUAAAGCCAAUGAAUUCACCAACGUUUACAUCAAAAACUUUGGAGAUGACAUGGAUGAUGAGAGACUGAGGGAAGUUUUCAGCCAUUAUGGCAAAAUCGUGAGUGUUAAGGUGAUGACAGAUUCCAGCGGGAAAUCCAAAGGCUUUGGCUUCGUGAGUUUUGACACCCACGAGGCUGCCCAAAGGGCUGUUGAAUAUAUGAACGGGAAGGACAUAUGCGGACAGAUGGUUUUUGUAGGCCGGGCACAAAAGAAAGCAGAGCGACAGGCCGAGCUAAAACAAAUGCAUGAGCAGCUGAAACGGGAAAGAUAUGGGCGGUGCCGUGGGGUGAAGCUCUAUGUUAAGAACCUCGAUGAGACCAUUGAUGAAGAGCAACUCCGGCGGGAAUUUUCUUCGUUCGGAUCAAUCAGCAGAGUCAAGGUAAUGGAGGAAGAAGGACGAAGCCGAGGGUUUGGCUUGAUCUGCUUCUCCUCUCCCGAGGAGGCCGCUAAAGCAAUGGCUGAGAUGAAUGGCCAGGUCCUGGGCUCCCAGGCAAUCAACAUCGCCCUGGCCCAGCGGGCCUAGGACAGAAGGACUUCCUCCACCAGCCAGCGAAUGCAGCGGGUGGGGGGAUAAGAGAUCUCUGCCUGCAUCGUCCUCAGUCAAGUUUAAUUCCCAUGUGAUGUCUGCUUAGUCAACUUUGUGAUGAAAGGUUUUGUCUACAAAGCUAUUUUUUUUUCUUUUGAGGAAAAGUAAAUGAACCUGAGAAGGUUGGUUUAUUUCACAGAGGCACAUCUUUUAAAAUAGUGUAUAUUUUUUCUUAUUUUGAUGUAUUCAUAGCAAUGGGUAUAAAGAGAUGCAUUUUUAUUAUACAUUUUGAACCAACUGAAGUGAGGUAGUGGAGUAUAUUGCAUAUUUUCCCUUAUUUUAAUAAUAUUGGUAGCUUUAUUUUCUUCUAUGGAAAUAUGCUCAAAAUAGUCCUUUUACCUAAGGAUGGCAAAGUAAUUUGUUUUUAGACACAAAAAUUCUCUAAUUUCUCAUUGAGUUUUUAUUUUGAGAAACCAACAUUUUAAAAAUGUCUAGUACAAAUCCAGUAUCUAAUUUCAUCUUGAAUUAAUGUUUAACAUACUAGGAAAUAGCUGAACUUCUUUUUUGUUUAUGUCCUGACAUGAUUGAUUUUCUGAUGGUUGAAAUUAAUGAUGGAGAUUUUCAGUGUUGCCUACAAACUUGCUUUAUAGGAUAUUUUGCUGUUCUUUCCAUUGUUUGGCUGUAAUUCAAUUGCUUGCUAGUGAUCAAAAUUGUGACAUGAAUAGUAAAAUCUUAACUUCUACAUUCCUUAAGGUAUAAACCUGUACCAAUUUAAGCAACAAAAGUUGGCUUGCUCUUAGUUCUCUGCAUACCCGUAUAGCUUAAUAGACUGCCUUAAGUUUUUAGCAGAUACCCUAUAUUAUAAAGUUCAUAUAUAUAGAACAUAGAAAUUAUGCUUAACAGCUGUGUGUGUCUGUUUUAUACUGUUCCAUGUAGUGAUAUUGUCUCAGGGUUCAGAAAAAAGGUUGCUUUAUUUUUAUGAACUCUUGUCUCCCUGUAUUAGACCAUGAGAGCUAUGUAACCCAUUGAAGUUCAUUUUUAGCCUUGAUGGAUCAGAAGCUCACUAACUGAUUUUCUGAUAAAUUGAACUUAAGUCACCCUGUUUUCUAACAUAAUUUUUAUUUUUGUUCCAUUUUCAGACUUUUCCUUCUUCUUCUGCCUUUCAUCUAUACCACUUAGCUCAUUUUUAUACUUUUUAAAAGGGCUUUAUUUAUUAUUGCUACAUGCUAUUUGAAACCCACUUGGAAACUUAAAGCAAAAAAAUAUUUAUUUGCACUUAAAUAAUUACUUUUAAAAUUCUACCUUGCUCAUACCAAAGGUAUCUAGAAAAUAGUUUUGUUGUUGCUGUUUUUAACCUGCUUAGUUAUUUUCUGUAAACACAUAGUCAAAUCUUCUGUUUCCUACAUUAGCAGUACAAAGGAAAUAUUAAAAAUAUUGAUAGUACUUUAGCUAUGAAAGAAUGAGAAACAGCUGUUUAUUUUUGUAUAAACUAUAUGUUUAGUAAUCACACAUUUUCUAAAUUAAGGCCUCCUCUAGACAAUGAAAAAAUCAUGGGCAAUAAAAACAAUUAUAGCAACGUAUAAUCCUAUCAUGCAGAUAAAUCUGCUAAAAAUUGAUUGCCCAUCAUCCCCAGUUUUUUCUAUGCAUAUACACAAAGAGAUAAUUUAAGAACAACAGAACAGUUAUUUGAAAUCACUUUUCUAAUUUAACAAUAUGUUAGUCAACUUUUGUUUCCACCCAUAAUUGUGUGCUUGUAAUUUUAAAAACUUCUAUUUUUUUCAUUUAAUGUUUGUACCAUAAUAUAGCAAGUUCCUGUUUGUAAAUACGUGGGGUACUAGAUCGCCCCUUCUGUCUGUUUCCUUCUAUCGUAAUCAGCUUUAGAUACCCUUGCAAUCAUGACUGCUCGUCUAGCCAGAUAUUCUCCUAAGAAAAUGUGUAACUCAUCAGAAUUAACAUUUAAAAGCAAUUUAAAAUAGUUUUCAUAAAUAAUUGCACAACUGCUGUCCGGAAAACUUACGCCACUUACGUGUCCAUGGUCAGUGUGCUCUUAUAUACCCUGAAAGCAAGGGACUUCAAGUUGUAGGCCAAUUCAACACGAUAUAUACAACAAACUAUCUCAUGAUUACUUUUACUUUUUUAUUGCUCCAAAGCUAACCAGCAUUUCUUCUUUUCACUGGCCAUUUGUAUUUUCAUAUUCAUGAGCUAACGUUUUAUGAUCUUAGUCUAAUUUCCUGUUGGGGCAUAUUUUAUGUAUAUGGAUUUAUUAGAUUUCUUUAGAAUUAAAACGGAGUUGAAGACUUGUUCCCUCAAUAGUCUCACUUUGUUUGUAGUUUGGAGGGUCAUUGCACAGUUAAAUAUUUUAACUUAAAAUGUUCAGCCUUUUUCUUAGAUAAGUUUGAUGCUAUGUGUUAAAACACUUUGAGCACCUCAAAUAUCUUUACCCCAAUACCCAUGCAACUCAUCUGGACUGUUUUCUGUUACUUUCAGAGUUUCCUAUUCUCAGCAUUUUAUAAAUAAAACUUCCGUGUAGAGAGUAUCUUAUCCACAAACUAUAGUAAAUCUUUUCAAAGUAUCUUGCUUUUCAAUAUUUACUACGUGUCUCAGUAGAUACUGAUCUAUUGUAAAUGUUCACGUGAAACGUACCGUAUAUGCUAACUCUAGUUCAUUGCUUUUAUGAAUCACUGUGUUGACAGUAUUUACCUCCAAAGCAAAGUUUUUAAGAAAGCGUACCAGGAUGGGAAGUGUACUGGGUGUGUCAGGCCUUGGCAUCUCUUCCUGCAUGACCCAGUCUAUCAAAAUGUUCAAAUAUUUGAACAAUAUUUCAUAAUGCUUACCGUGGCCGGGUAGCUCAGUUAGUUAGAGCGUCACCCCGAUGUGCCAAGUUUGCGGGUCCAAUCCUUAGUCAGGGUAGAUGUAAGAAGCAAUCAAUGAAUGCAUAAAUAAGUGGAACAACAAAUCAAUCUCUCUCCCCCCGCCCCAACUCCCUCACCCCUCCCUUUCUCUGGUAAAUGGAUUACCGAAAUAAUGUCAGGGACCUGUGUUCUCUCUUAUGUGCACAAGGAAUUAAUAGGAUGAGAUAUCAGAUGUCUAGAUGAAGUAUAACCAUUAUUUUAUGGCACAGUAAUCUACCACUUAGUGGGAACUGCUUACUUUUCAUUAUUUAGCGUAAGAAAUAAUCAAAGUCAGUUUAUAAAAAUAUGUGAUACUGUGGAUUUUCUUGAUUAAUUUAUUUAAAUGUUGCUUAUUCUAAAUUGUGUGUGUGAUAAUAUCAAGUUUUCGUAGUUGGUAGUAGAGGUUCUUUCUUUCAAAAAAUGUAAUGUUUGUGUCCAAGUGCCUUGAUUACGUGAGAAUCCUCGCUUUUCUGAUAAGCGUUCCAGUGAAAGCUAGUUUACAUAGAGAUGCCUUGAGCUACUGCUUCUACUCUGGCCUCCCCUCCCCCACACUCGGUGUCAAGUUGUUGUGGAGAUGCCUGCUUGCAUGUACAGCCAAUUGAAUAAAUGUGCCUUUCGACAUUUUAUUUUUAAAUGGAAAUUUAUUGUUGCUAAAAAUAAGCUUUAUUUAAAGUGGCUUAGAUUUGUAUUUUAUGUUCUUAAUAUUUCUG